Messenger RNA from Orbicella faveolata, 5215 nucleotides. RefSeq lists its product as uncharacterized. The record is from RefSeq and is a predicted model, not a curated record. Lineage: Eukaryota; Metazoa; Cnidaria; Anthozoa; Scleractinia; Merulinidae.
AUUCUAUCGUAGAUUUGUACAGAAAUAACUAAGGACCUUUUCAAUAUACGAGUCCCAAAACAGUCGUCUAACAUAGGGAAUAUGGCUCUGGUGAGCUCAUUUUUUGGGAGUAGAUUUUCUCAGAAACAACUAAAAAUAACACCAAUGAGCAGUAACAAAUGCUUGCCUUGAAAGUUUAACUGUGGCUUUGCAGGGUCGUCAUCGCCUUGAAACAGCAAACAAAGCGAAAAAAAUAUACGUCAAAACUUAACUAUCACUAACACCGAAGGAAAAAACAAAAUAAAGGACAACAAACCCUGUAUUUUGGCUGGCUUACGCCACAUAUUCGCCAUCUUUUCUUAUCAAAUUUCCACUAUGACGAGAACAUCAGACACCAUCUUGAAGCACGAAACAACCAAUCGGCGAUGAGAAAUCUACCCACGUGAUGUACGUUUCCAAUCCAGUCUUUUACUAUCCAUGGAAAUAUACAAGUAGACAUCGAAGGGUCUCUCCGGCACGCCGUCAACAGCAGUAGAUCGAGACUAUUGGAACACUUUACAAAGCAGACCCGUAUCAACUGGCUUUCGAGAUCUUGACUGAAGAAUACGAAGAUCAAAACUGAAGCAUGGACAUCUUUACCAGCUACAAAAUACCAGCGCCAUGAGCAGAUUCAAGUUUUAUCGUUUACUUUUCGUCCUUCUCGCUGUCUUGUGCAUAUUGAUGAUAAUAUUCUUCUCCAAACAGCUUCACAAGACCAGAAAACGCCAUGCACUAAAUCUAGUUAAUGAUUUAAAGCGUUUAGCGGUUGAACUCUCCGAGACACAAAGAAGCUUGGUCAAUUCUCCAUUGCAUUUUCACCGCGUUGGAAAAAAUGUUGAACUUUUACGCGGCAUAAUAAAAUCCUUGGGUGAAAAUUUAGAGAAUGAGGAUAAAAGUUUUUUUGGAGGUGGUUUCAGUUCUAGCAAGUCUACGUCAAAGAAGGAGGUUUGUCCCGAGAAAUUUAUGGGAAAUGAUUCACUUUAUGGAUAUCCUUUUUAUAGGAAAGGUUUCGAGGGAGUAAACUGUGCCGAGUUUGUUCCGAUAAAUAAACUUGUGUCAGUACUCGUAACUUUACCUGAGGAGAGGUCACUUGAAGAACAGCAUCAAGUAUUUCAAGGCAUCGCCAAACAUUAUCCACACAUACCUAUAACAUUAGUGUCGAAAACAGAGCCUACCUUGACAGGGAUAACAAAGCUUAAGCUGAAUUUUAAGAACAUCGUCUUCAAAGGCCUGACACACGGAGAGACUUGGUCCAAGUUGCUCCAGAACGUGAAGACGCCAUACGUUCUCUUUGCCCCGGAUAUUACACACUUUACUGAUGACGUAAACCUUGAGCGCCUCGUUCGCAUGCUGAGUGAGACCCAGGACACAAUUAUUGCUGGGGGAAGCCAUAAAAAUCUGCGUGGGGAGUGGGACAAAGACUGCCUUCAGGUGAUGUUCAGAAAUUGGACUGCACACUUUAGGGGCGGAUAUUUCCAUUCAUUUAAUGAUUGCAUAGUGUGUGAUGUGAUUCCUGGUCCGUUUAUGGCCAAAACCAAAGAUCUCCAUCUCGUUGGAAUUGAUGAAAAGCUUUCGAGACCCUGACUGAAGAAUACAAAGGCAAACGGGACUCGCUGUUCCUCCCUGCGACUUGAAGAAUUUGGCAGACGCAAAUGAAGUGCAUCAUGAAAGAAUGUGAAAACGCCGGAGUGUAUUGUGAGCUGCAUGAAGGAUCAGUGUUAGGUAAUUCGUUUAUACUUCACCUAAACUCGCCUCAUAUAACAAUGUAUUGCCUUAAUUGCUUCAAAAUAAAACAGUGAAAUUCAAAGAAUACAUCCAAAAAAGGAAAAAACAUCAACGUCAUAAGGCAUCCGGGACCUCACACUGAGAGCCCCUAUAUCACCCAGGGCCACCCCAAAGUAUCGCCUUUUUGCUUCGCUCCCUCGUGCGAGAAGAUGGCAGACAAAGAUGAGCUCGUCAGUGGAUGGGAUAUCUCAGGUAAUCCACCUUCUCUUGCCACUCUUAGCAGCCAUCGUGACACUAGUCCGAUAGCUGAACUCUUAUCGAACAGUCCGUUCAUCACCUUUCUAUCCGAAGCUGUUGCAAAGCAAAUUUCUGUUUCAUCGAACUUUGCAAGUUCAUCCACUGGUUCCCUCGCCGGUUCAACAAACGAGACGGAUCGCAGUAAACCAUCUGAGUCAUCAGAAUCGGUUGUUAAUUCCGGUGAAGCCUCCGGAUCAACAAAAGGCUCAGCUACGAAAGACAAACGUGCUCCUGAAGGAGACGAGCCAAACGCAAGCAACAACAAGAAGCCUCGUGUUCAGAAACCUCCACUCAUUACAAUUGAUGGGCAGGAUUCGAAUGAUUUGCCGGCCUCUGUAGAACUAGAGGAUGAACUUACAACCUCUGGCCGCUGGGAAACAUCAGAUGAGUUGUCUGCUCUACUUCCCUUGUUAUUUACGAAGGAACUUUCCGCGUUUGAACGACGGGCGAUCGUGAAAGAUUUCCCGCGCCCGAACGUGGAAUGCGUUUUUGCUCCUAACCCGGAUUCGUAUUUGGGUGACUUGGUCCCACAAGCUAAACCUGUGGAUAAACCGAUAAAAAAGUCACAAGACCUCAUCCUUGAUGUUACUGGCCCACUAGCAAUGGCGUGGGAGCACAUGAAUAGCGCCGAAACCUUGUCGGUGGAUGUAAUCCAGACCUGCAUUUCUAAAGCCCUGUUCUUACUAGGAAAUGCCUGCAGCCACUUGACUACUUGGCGCCGGAGGCUUGUUCUGGAUAAACUUGGCUCUGAUUACGGUUCCCUCGCUAAAGAAAGCUUUCCAGAAUGCAAGAAAGAUUUGUUUGGCCCAGGCUUGGAAGAAAAGGUUACUAAACGUGCCGAAACCGCCAAGGUGAUCUCGUCUGCCUUGCGUAAACCUGGCCAUGUUUCAAAGAAGUUUUUUCAUGCUCGGCCUUCCCAAAAUUCAAAGCCGAGCUGGGAGGGCCAUUACAGCCCGCGAGGCAACAGUUUUUUCAGAGGCAGAUCCUCCUACAACCGCACCCCUUGGAGGGGCGGCCGAUUUCACCGGAGAGGGUCUUCCAGGGGGACACCCAACAUCUCAGGCCUCUAAUUUCCCAAGGUAUGUUUGCAAAUCCAGAUUUAUUGUUAAGCACAAAUUUAACUCCUUUGGGAGGUCGGUUGCAAAGUUUUCUUCCCCAGUGGCAAAGCCUAACUUCAGACCCCUGGGUACUAAAUGUUAUCCAAGGGUACCGCCUCCCCUUGUUGAUGGAACCAUUUCAGAGUCACAUACCCAGUACACAUGUGUCAGAUACUCAAGCCAGCUUAAUAGACGAAGAAGUCAAAGAAAUGAUACAAAAAGGGGCAGUUCAUGCAGUUCCCAACUCUCACCCCCGAGACGGUUUUGUCAGUUUUCUUUUUCUAGUUCCCAAAAAGGGAGGAGGCCAACGCCCAGUUAUCAAUCUCAAAGGGCUAAAUCAAUUCUUAGAAUACCAGCAUUUCAAAGUGGAGGGUAUUCACAUGUUACGGGAUCUUGUCAAAGAAAACGACCACCUGGUAGAGAUCGAUUUAAAAGACGCAUACUUUACCAUUCCAAUUUGGAAGAACCAUCAAAAGUAUCUCAGAUUCCUUUGGAAAGAUACCCUCCUGGAAUUCACGUGCCUCCCCUUUGGGCUAGCUUCAGCACCCCUGGUGUUAACCAAGAUACUAAGACCAGUCGUAGCAUUGUUACGCAAACAAGGUGUACGACUGAUUAUUUAUUUGGACGACAUCCCGAUCAUGGCAGAGUCAGUCGAGAUAGCCAAAGCCCAUGCCAACCUGGCAGUCAACUUGCUAACCAGCUUGGGCUUUGUGAUCAACCACAAAAGGUCAGUUCUAAAUCCCAGUCAACAGUUAGAGUUUCUGGGGUUCACAGUCAACUCAGUAACUAUGACUCUGUCCUUAACCCACGACAAACUUCGUCAAAUCAGGAGAGAGAGUAAGUCCUUGCUGAGCAACAACCCGGUUUCUGUAAGAGAACUCUCUCGAUUUCUAGGGAAGCUAAAUGCAUCCAUUCAGGCAGUUUUCCCUGCUCCCCUAAACUAGCGCCACCUCCGGCGGGUAAAACACCUUGCUCUCAGUCAUUCACAGGACUAGGGAGGAACUGAUUUGGUGGCGAGACAACCUGCUAGCCUGAAAUGGCAAAAGUCUAGUAUCAAAAUGCCCCGAUAUCGUUAUAGAGACAGAUGCUUCGUCUCUAGGCUGGGGGGCUCGUUAUGGGGACAUUGGUCUCAGACCGAGCGUUUAUUGCACAUAAACUGCCUGGAACUGAUAGCGGGAGGAUUUGCUCUGAAAUCAUUCGUAAAAGACAGAUGCCAUAUCAAAGUCAUUCUGUUAAUGGCCAACCAGACAUCAGUUACAUACCUAAACAAAAUGGGGGCACGUCCUCAUGCAUUCUCGCUUCCUUGACCUAUCAAAUAUGGCAGUGGUGUCUCAACAGAGACAUAACUAUAGUCGCACAACACCUACCAGGGUAUCUAUGUAAUAGCCGACGAGGAGUCCCGAUCGCUGGGCGACUCCAGCGAUUGGAAACUCAUGCCCGAAAUAUUCCAGCAAAUAAAUCUGCUCUGGGGUCCUCUAGAAAUAGACCUUUUUGCCUCUCGGCUAACCAACCAACUCCCUCGUUAUGUGAGUUGGAAGCCAGACCCAGGAGCAGAAGCGACGGAUGCUUUUUCGCUAAACUGGGCCCAACACAGAGGUUAUGUAUUCCCGCCAUAUAUACUGAUUGGGCUUUGCGUCAAACAGGUCAUCCGUCAACAAGUUCCAAGUCUUGUGAUAGUUACCCAGGUUUGGAAAAUGUAAUCCUAGUUCCCUCUGCUCCUGGAGCUGUGUGUGGACCAACCACUGCUCCUCCCACCCUCCCCCAAUCUGCUGACCAGGGAACAGGAGCAACACCCCUAAAAGACCUUGUUUUAGCCGCGUGGCUUGUCUCAGCCAACAGUUCGAGGCAAACAGCAUUUCGCACGAAGCUAAAACCCUUCUCUUGUCCGCUUGGCGUAAAUCCACAGCAGCCUGUUAUAACUCUGCUUGGAAACAGUGGGUUAGCUGGUGUUUAUCAAAACAAAUUAAUCCAGUUUCAGCACCUUUGAAUGCAAUCAUUGAAUAUCUGACACAUUUAUUCCAUCUUGGAAGAGAGUACAGGACAAUCAACCUCCAUAGGUUUGCUAUUUCCAAAACACA